GCACAGCAAAGCAUUUACCCGACUGAUAUCUGACCAAAUGUCAGAAGAAAUACUCUCUGCACAGGAAGAUUUCUUCUGUCAUGCAAGUAUCAUAGCUUCAGAUAAAAGCACAUUAUAAUGGACCAAUUGGACAUCAAUACCAAUAACUCUCAGGCUGUGUUUUACAAGCUUCAUACUAUUCAGGAGGAUGAACUAGAAUCAGAAGUGAAGAAGGAAACAGACCUAGAAAAACAAGAGUUGUCAACUGGAAUAAUUAAUAAGAGGCAUGGUGCAAAAUGGGGAGACCCAAUAUCGGAAGAAGGUCAAGUAAAAAAUUCCAAAUCUUUGGUUGCUUCUAUGAAAAAGGUUAUCUCCUCUCUAGGACCUAGUGCACCAGAUGUGGUUGCAGACUUUGUUCAUAUUAAUGACUGCUUAAAAACAGAUUCAGGGCAAUGCAGUGACCAAACAGACACAUUUAUUACAGAUCUUUGUCUCCAAAUAGUCAUGGUAAGAAAUGGAGUUCCUGAUCCACAUUUACAAGGCGAGGUCAGGAAGAGACUACGACUAUUGGAGAAUGACAAUAAAGAAGUAGCUGCAGUAUUAAGUGAACUUUCUGCACGGUUGCUGUCAAUUCAGAGUGAUAAAGAUCUCAUAAUUGUGACCUUCAAAACAUUUGAGGAGAUAUGGAAAUUUUCCACCUACUUUUCACUAGGGUUUCUGAAUCAUUGCAUGGAGAACAUAUUUUUAGACGAAUCAUAUUGGUUAUCAUCACCAGAGGAGGACGAUACUGAAAUACAAGUCCAUUUCAGUGAAGAGUCAUUACACUUGAUAUAUAAGGGACUUCUGGUGGAGGAAGGAUUGUUCUUUGUUCUAUGUCCUGACAACCAUAUACGACAAGCUACCGUUGUAGACGAGGUCCUGCAAGUCUCCCAGGACAGCCCUAUUGCUGAAGUGCAAACUGUUGGAUGGUACCCAACAAAGCACAGUGAGACUGGGGCCAGCUCAUUAAAUGCUAAAGAUUCUCCUGUACCAUUAUGCCCAUUUCAUCAGUGGUUUCUUAAAACAAAUUCUGUCCCUGAUCUGGAUGAUGUUGAAUUUAUGAAGAAAAAUAUUAUUGCUACAGACAAAUGUGAAGCUCUAGUGAAUUAUGAAAGUACAGCUCCUGAUGAAAUCAGCUACAGAAGCGGAGAUAUUAUUGAGAUUGUCAGCACAUUUAUGCAAUGCAUGACGUGGUUUGUUGGAAAGAACGUGUCAUCUGGAGAUAUUGGCUUUGUAAAAACCAGUAAUGUAAAGGCUUUGGCAUCAGAGAACGGGCAAACACAGAUAACAUUUAUAUUUGAUCAAGAAAAAGUAUACCCCGGAAGCAAGGAUGGUUUUAACUUAAAGAAUGCAGAGGAUUUACUACAGAAAAUAUCACAUUCAGAUGUUUGUACUAUUUACAGAAUUGAUGAAUUUGAAGAAAUGAAAUGCUCACAAAAUAGAGAGACACAAACUCCAACACCUAAUACUGAGGCAGCAAUUUUAAAGGAAAGAAUUAAGGAUUUUAUAAUAAAAUGCAACAAGAGUCAGGCAUUGUCGGAAACCACUGAAAAAAUACAAAAUAACAGUAGUAGUUGUUUAGCAAAUGAAAUGCAGAUGAACUGUGAAGAUUAUGAAGAUCCAACUUUUUGUAUAUUUGAAGAAAAAGAGAAAGAUGAAGCCUUGCAGUCAUUACUUUUGUUCUUAAACAGUGAAAAAUUUCUUCCAAGUUUCAGGAAUCUCUAUGAUAUGUCUUAUUCAUUUCUAAAAAUCUCUUUUAAUGGCUAUAAUGAAGAGGAGGAAUUGGUGAGGUACCUCAGCAUGGCACGAGAGGCCGCAAAAAAAGCCAACAUGAUUUGGGCCUUGACAAGGCUUUGCUUUCUUUUGGGCAGGUUAAGUACUAAAAGGAACAAGUUCUCUCAAGCUAGAGUUUAUUUUGAAGAAGCUCUAGGUGUUAUUAAUGGGGAUUUUGGUGACCUUUAUCUCAUUAGCGCACUAUAUGCAAAUGUAACUGCCAUUUACUUGAAACAAAAAUACAAAGAACGCUAUCUACACGUGAUUGACAAAGCAGCUUCUCUUCUCAUGGGAAUACAAAAUAAUAUCAGUAGCACGGAAAUGGAGUCGGUCAUACUAAAAUAUGCGCUAAAGAAGACAAUAUUCAGUCAAGAUCAAUAUACUGAGGCAAGAGCCAGCCUUCUUUUGGCAAAACUAUACACUAACUUAAGACAGUAUGAUGAAGCAUUGCCAUUCAUAGAGCGUCUGCAAGUUCUAAUGAACAUAUUGUCCCUCAACAACAGUUCUUCUUCUUCUUCAGGACUGUAUUUUAAGCUGGCAGAGAUAUACAGUCACAAGUGUCUACCACACAUGGCAUUAAGUUGUGUUAAAGUCAUUUCUUGUGGUUCUUGUAGUUUUUUGGACUCUUUGAAAAGAGUGGAUUUCAUCAUUGAAAAUUCCCCCAAGUUCUGUGAAAUAAAAAGAGGUCGGCUGAUUUUUCCUACUCAGAUUGCCUACUACCUCAAGAAAGCACUUACGUUAGCACACACCGAAGAGGAACAAGCACUCUGCACUUUGAUUUACCUGAGCUUAUCUGAAUUAUGCACUAAUAACAAACAGUACAAAAAAGCAAAGCUGUAUUUGCUGAAGGUCAUUGACAGCAGCAUCUCAAUGGAUGUUAAAAUUAGGGAUUAUAUUUCUGUUUCCCUUGCGUGGUUGUAUAUGCUUGAAGGGGAAAAUAAUGUAGCACUUGAUAUUUUAGACAGUGUAAUGAAACUGUGUUCUUGCACAUCACAUCAGCUAGGUUACAUACAUAACAUAUGUGCCAUCUCCUUGAGAAGGACAAAUAAUAUUAAGGAUGCUGCUGUGCAUUACUGUAAAGCAUUGCACAUUUCAAAGGAGACUGGCAAUCUACAAAACCACGCUGCUGCACUGGCUAACUUUGGAACAUUGUGUUUGCAUUUAAAAGCCCCUAUUUUGGCAGAACACUUCCUAGUUAGAUCUGUCUCUAUUUACUCCAGACUUCCAACCAAGGACACAGGAAUUGAUUUUAUCCACGUGCUGAUUAUGCUAGGACGCUUUUAUAUCAGUGGGAUUUAUAAGGAACAAGGAAGGUUUUAUUUUGAGUGGGCAUUUCUUGUGGCAAUGGAGACCAACCAUUUAGAAGGUCAACUUCAAUCCAUCCAGUUACUGUGCUAUUUCUACAGCAAAGUUGUAGUUAACGAAGCUCAGUGUAUUAUCUACAAUGAAUAUCAGUUGUCAUUAGCAAGGAAGAUGUCUGACAAAGUGUUGGAAGGACAAAUACUGGAAACAAUUAGUCAGCUUUACUUAUCUUUAGGUACCGAAAGAGCUUGUAGAUCUGCUUUGGACUACACCAAAAGAAGUCUUGGAAUUUUUAUUGAUCUGCAAAAAAAAGAAAAAGAGGCUUACGCUUGGCUCUGUGCUGGAAAAAUUUACUAUAUCCUGGGACAGAAUGAACUAGUGGAUCUUUAUAUCCAGGUAGCACAAAAUGUAGCUCUUAACACUGGAGAUCCAAGCUUGGGAAUGGAGUUGUUUGAAGCAGCAGGGGAUAUAUUUCUCAAUGGUACCAGUGACAGAGAUAAAGCAAUCUCCUUUUAUAGGGAGCGUGCUCUUCCACUGGCUGUGAAAACUGAAAAUUUGAGUGUGGAGCUUCGGCUGAGCAACAAACUCACAGAGCUGCUAAUGAACAAAAAAAGUUAUGAAGAAUCCCUAGAACAUGCAAAGACAGCACUUGCACUUAGUGUGAGUUUAGGUAAUCUGCUGAACGAGAGAGUUGCCUAUCACAGACUAGCUGCCAUAUAUGGCAAUAUAGGCCAGUAUGAACUUGCUGAGCACUUUUACCUAAAAGCUCUUUCUCUUUGUCCAUCACCCUUGGAGCUAGAAGAGGAAGCUGUGUACUACAUGAAGGUUUAUUUGAUACUGGGAGAUAUAGUCUUCUACAGUCUUAAGGAUCCCUACGAUGCAGCUGGAUAUUAUCAUCUUGCACUUGCAGCUGCUUUGGAUUUAGGAAACAAAAAGUCUCAGCUGAAGAUCUACACCCGUCUUGCCAUCAUUUACCAUAAUUUCCUUGUUGACAGAGAAAAAUCUCUAUUCUUUUAUCAAAAAGCCCGGACUUUUGCUUCAGAACUAAAUGUACGAAGGAUAAACCUAUCACCAAAGCAGUAUUAUCAAGACACAAAAUGGACUUCCUAUAAAACAGCCGUGUAAAACAACAAACACUAGUAAAGUUUAUAAGAAAAUAUAUAUAGAAAAUUAAUAUUUUAACACUAAAUGCCAAACACAAUUGUUUAUUAGGUGCUGCAUAGGCUAACUAUUGAUUAUAUGUGUGCUAAUUCUUCAAAGUUAAAAUUAAGAUUAGUUUAAACUGAUUUGUCAACCAACCCUUCUUUAUUCCUGAAAUACUGGAAUGAGAUCAGAUGCCUUCAGCCUCUCCCAAUGGGUUUGCCCAAAGUGGUUAGCACUGUAUAUUUUUAAAAUUGAAUGGACUGGGAAUAAAAAGCAGCCCUGUAAAAAAUGUAUUUUUUUAAUUUACUCUGUAGAAUGCACAUGCAUUAGCAUGCUCCCCAGAGCGCUACAGGUAAGUAAAAUACCUAAUAAAUUAUAUUCGUUAUUCUUUAAAAUAGUUAGUGAAUUCAUUCAGAUAUUUGUUUCAUUAAAACAAAACAAAUAUAUGAAUUUUCAUUACAAAUUGACAUUCAUAACAAAAUUAAAGCACAUUCCUAAUUAUCCAUAAUGUGAUCUGGAGAAGACGGUCAAAACAGUGCGUCUUGACUAAACACUGGAAAUGGUACAUGGUCUAAAAAUAAAACAUACAAGGAAAUACUUUGUGGCCUUAAUACUUAUAGCUAAAAGAAGAGACAUGACACAACUGCUUUGCCUCACCAGCAGAACCACCCCCUUAAAUUAUGGUUGGCCAGCACCAGCUGCUGUGGCACAAGUGAAAUGUCCUGGUAGGCCAAUCUGGGCCGCGAUCCGAUAUAAAUCGUCGCCCACAAAAGCCGGCAACGCCAAAUUUUGCGCUGGUUUGGUAUCACAUAUACGGCGUAACAUAGAAGUUACGCUUGUAUAUUUCUGCCUUCGGCCGUAGUUUUUUUGGCCCAUAGACAGGUAUACCAAACCAGCGCAGUUUGGUAUCCAAUAUACAGCAUAAGGAUCUUACUCCAUUUUCACCUCACCACAAAUUGUAGGCGUAGUAAGCCUUACGCUGUGUAUUGGAGCCCUGUAACUCCCUAAACUAGCUGCAAAAUAAAACCUAACACCUAACGCAUGCGCAAUGUCUAUCUACCUGUCAACCGCGAACUGCAAAAUAAAACCUAACAUCUAACGCAUGCGCAAUGUCUAUCUACCUGUCAACCGCGAUCCCCCGCCACAAUCCCUAAUAAAGUGUUUAACCCCUAAACCGCCGCUCCCGGACACCGCCGCCACCUACAUUAAAUGUCUAACCCCCUAAUGUGAGCCCCCUACACCGUCGCCACCUACAUUAAAAUUAUUAACCCCUAAUGUAAUCCCCCUACACCGCUGCCAUCUAUAUUACAAUUAUUACCCCCUAAUGUGAGCCCCCUACCCCGCCGCCACCUAUUUUAACUAUAUUACCCCCUAAUCUAAUCCCCCUACACCGCCGCCACCUAUAAUAAAUGUAUUACCCCCUAAACUGUCCCUACCGUAAACUAAAUUAAAAAUAGCCCUGAAAAGGGCUUUUUGCGUGGCAUUGCCCCAAAGUAACCAGCUCUAUUACCAGCCCUUAAAAGGGCCUUUUGCGGGGCAUUGCCCCAAAGUAAUCAGCUCUUUUACCAGCCCUUAAAAGGGCUUUUUGCGGGGCAUUGUCACAUAGUAAUCAGCUCUUUUGCCUGUAAUCUAAAUCCCCCUACACCACCGCCACCUAUAAUAAAUGUAUUACCCCCUAAUCUAAUCCCCCUACACCGCCGCCACCUAUAUUAAAUAUAUUAACCCCUAAUCUAAACCCCUACACCGCCGCCACCUAUAUUAAAAUUAUUAACCCCUAAUCUAAUCCCCCUUUACUGCCGCCACCUAUAUUAAAUUUAUUAACCCCUAAAAUACUAAAAUUUCCCUACCACUAAACCUAAGUCUAACCCUACAAAUAGCCCUGAAAAGGGCCUUUUGCGUGGCAUUGCCCCAAAGUAACCAGCUCUAUUACCAGCCCUUAAAAGGGCCUUUUGCGGGGCAUUGCCCCAAAGUAACCAGCUCUUUUACCAGCCCUUAAAAGGGCUUUUCGCGGGGCAUUGUCACAAAGUAAUCAGCUCUCUUGCCUGUAAUGUAAUCUAAUCCCCCUACACCGCUGCCACCUAUAUUAAAUAUAUUAACCCUAAUUAUAUUAGGGUUAAUAUAUAUAUAUAUAAUAUAGUUAUUAUAUUAUAUAUAUUAACUAUAUUAACCCUAUCUAACUCUAACACCCCUAACUUAAUUAUUAUUAAAAUAAAUCUAAAUAAUAUUAACUAAAUUAUUCCUAUUUAAAAUGAAAUACUUACCUAUAAAAUAAACCCUAAGAUAGCUACAAUAUAAUUCAUAAUUACAUUGUAGCUAUUUUAGGGUUUAUAUUUAUUUUACAGGUAACUUGGUAUUUAUUUUAAAUAGGUACAAUAGCUAUUAAAUAGUUAAUAACUAUUUAAUACCUACCUAGUUAAAAUAAUUACCAAUUUACCUGUAAAAUAAAUCCUAACCUAAGUUACACCUACACUAUCAAUAAAUUAAUUAAAUAAACUACAAAUAUCUAAACUAAAAUACAAUUAAAUACACUAAACUAAAUUACAAAAACAAACACUAAAUUACAAGAAAUAAAAAAAGAUUACAAGAUUUUUAAGCUAAUUACACCUAUUCUAAUCCCCCUAAUAAAAUAACAAAGCCCCCCAAAAUAAAAAAAUUCCCCUACCCUAAUCUAAAUUACAAAAGUAAUCAGCUCUAUUACCAGCCCUUAAAAGGGCCUUUUGUGGGGAAUUGCCCCAAAGUAAUCAGCUCUUUUGCCUGUAAAAAAAAAAAAACAACCCCCCCCAUUACAACCCACCACCCACAUACCCCUACUCAAAGAGUAAAAGAUUAUUUUUAAUCAGGCAUGGAUAACUUAUUUUGCUUACAUGUGAAAUACCAUUAACAAAUUGAGUACUUACAUUACACAUUAUGUAUUGAUUUGAGCAAUUAGAUGGAGUGGUUGAAUGGUAUCUGAUUCCAUUCUCUUUCGCAUGAUUCCAUGAACUUUAUUUGUUUUUGUAGAACUGGUACUUACACAUUUCACACAUACUCAGAAAUUAAAGGGACAUGAAGCACAAAAAAAAUUUAUUUCAUGAUUCAGAAAGAACCUACAAUUUUAAAUAACUUUCAAUUAACUUCUAUUAUCUAAUAUGCUUUAUUCUCUUGGAAAUUAUUUUUUUAAAAUAAAAGAAUACCUUGGUAGGCUCAAGAGCAGCGAUGCACUACUGGUAACUAGCUGCUGAUUGGUGGCUGCACAUAUAUACCUCUUGCUAUUGGUUCACCCAAUAGCAAGAGGUAUAUUGGAUCGCGGCCCUGGCCUUGGUUUUUUUUAAUAUCAAAGAGUAAAAGAUUAUUUUUAAUCAUGCAUGGAUAACUUAUUUUGCUUACAUGUGAAAUACCAUUAACAAAUUGAGUACUUACAUUACACAUUAUGUAUUGAUUUGAGCAAUUAGAUGGAGUGGUUGAAUGGUAUCUGAUUCCAUUCUCUUUCGCAUGAUUCCAUGAACUUUAUUUGUUUUUGUAGAACUGGUACUUACACAUUUCACACAUACUCAGAAAUUAAAGGGACAUGAAGCACAAAAAAAAUUAUUUCAUGAUUCAGAAAGAACCUACAAUUUUAAAUAACUUUCAAUUAACUUCUAUUAUCUAAUAUGCUUUAUUCUCUUGGAAAUUAUUUUUUUAAAAUAAAAGAAUACCUUGGUAGGCUCAAGAGCAGCGAUGCACUACUGGUAACUAGCUGCUGAUUGGUGGCUGCACAUAUAUACCUCUUGCUAUUGGUUCACCCAAUGUGUUCAGCUUGCUACCUAUAAUACAAUGCUGCUCCUUCAAAAAAAAAAUUUGCUAAUUGAAGUAAAUUUGAAAAUUGUUUUAAAUUGUAUGCUCUAUCUGAAUCAUUAUAGAAAUGUUUUGAGUUCCGUAUCCCUUUAGCCUACACCUCAGUCUAAGUAACCAAAAUGUUUUCUUAUUUUUUCCAAACUGACAUGAUGCGUGUAUAUUCAUAGUCCUGUUUGUUCCAAAAAGCAAAAGUAAGCAUUUUAUUGCAGUAAAAUUAUACCAGUUUCAAAUAUUUUAUUUAACAAUUGCUAAUUAUGUUUAAUAUGUAUAUAAAAGACCAAACCGUUUAGAUUCAUUGAAUAAAAUUCAAAUUGUACGUUGUAAUAUAAUAUGCCUUUUCCUAUUGUUGUGUAAUUGGUAGUGAGCACUAAGUAGUGACUAAUUAUUAUUGAUUAUAAUAUUGAUUCAUUAUUGAUUAUAAUAAAAGAUCAGAUAAUCUCAAUCUCCCAAUCAAUAAUUUGUAUUUUGCAUCAGCUGAAGCUGGUUCUGAUUGGCUAAACCUUUUUUAAUGAAAAUACCAAACCUGCAUCACUUGGUUAGAGCGACAACCUUAAGCCACAAUUAUUGCUAUAUUAUAUAUUGUUUAUAAAUUGUUUUUAGCUUCCUAAUUUUAAAUGUGGUUACAUAUUUAUAUUCAGAAUCUCUUGUAUACUAUAUAGACUUUUUGAGUGUUUUUGUCACCAGUAAUAUCAAAUGUAAAUACAAACUUAAUAAAAUAAAAAGCUUAAUUCUGAAAAACAAAAA
Messenger RNA from Bombina bombina (fire-bellied toad), 8793 nucleotides. It is a transcript of the gene SH3TC1, whose product is annotated as SH3 domain and tetratricopeptide repeats 1. The coding region runs from base 118 to 4218 and encodes 1366 amino acids. Gene Ontology annotation, molecular function: protein binding. The transcript is spliced from 18 exons. NCBI's taxonomy places the organism in Eukaryota, Metazoa, Chordata, Amphibia, Anura, Bombinatoridae. The record is from RefSeq and is a predicted model, not a curated record.